This is a messenger RNA of Abrus precatorius (Indian licorice), 639 nucleotides long. RefSeq lists its product as uncharacterized. Lineage: Eukaryota; Viridiplantae; Streptophyta; Magnoliopsida; Fabales; Fabaceae. The transcript has a single exon. Bases 1 to 639 code for a protein of 212 amino acids. The record is from RefSeq and is a predicted model, not a curated record.
AUGGAGCCAAAGCCAAGUAUUCCUGGGAGAGUUUUUGCCAUGAGUAGAGCAGAAGCUUCACAAUUUGAGGAGUUAAUUAGAGGUAAAUGCAUUAUUAAGGGUCGAUUGUUGGAUGUGUUGUAUGACUCAGGUGCUACACACUCCUUUGUUUCUGUGGAAUGUAUGAAGAGUCUGGGUUUGCACGUGACUAAAUUGUCGUGCAAUGUUGUGGUGACUACCUCAAUAAUGGUGCAUGAUAGGGACUUCGAGGUAGACUUGAUUUGUUUGCCUCUUUCUCAAUUGGAUGUGAUUUUGGGGAUGCAUUGGCUAGUCGCCAACCAUGUGCUGCUAGAUUGCAUAGAGAAGACGUUAAUUUUUGGUGCGUCGAUGUUAGAAAUUCCAAGGCUUUUGAGUCAAGGUGCGUGGGAGAACACGGUGAACGCUAAGGCCUUUAUGGUCAUGUUCUUAUUGGAGGCCGAAAGUGGAAUGGAACUGAAGUACAUCUCGAUGGUGAAGGAUUUCUUGGAAAUCUUACCUGAAGAAGUAUCUGAGUUCACAAUGGACCUCAUUUUGGGAGCAAGUCCGAUUUCUAUGGCACCAUAUAAGAUGUCACUGGUGGAGUUGGCAAAGGUCAAGAAGCAAGCAGAGAAUUUGUUGUAG